AUGAGCCCUCUGGGCGGCGGGAAAGCAGGCCUACGCUUGCAGCUAUUCGGUAUUCUGUCGACUGUUGCCCAUGCUGAUUCUGCCUGGAUACUGUCGAAUGCAUUAAUUGUGCGGAAACAGUUCACUUCUCUUUCACCCUCGUCGAGAUAUGCUACCAGUCUCAGAAGCACCUACGACGAGCCAGACUCCGGGCUGCCGCCUCCGGAACGGAUCGUUAAUAGAACCCAUCGAGACUCGGAAUCACCCUCCAUGCGGAAAGGCUUAGCAAGACGGCGAAAGUCAGAGGAAACUGGUCAUCACGAACAGAAUGGGCAGCCACAGCACCGGCAUAUUGAUAUACCCCAAAGCAAGCGAACACCUAUGUCCCGUGUGAACGAACAAUCUAAACCCGCCCAUAGCGUUGCUCCUCCCAUAAGUGCUCCUUUGAGGUAUUUAAAGGGCUAUAACCUGUCACAACCAAAACGACGGCAGCUUCGUGGGGAGAUCGAAAGUGAGUGUGCGAGUAUCCAAUCCUAUGGAGACCUUGCCGUUCAUCCUAGUGAAUAUUUGGUUAGAGAAAUGUCUCUCUAUCCGCUCACACACAUUCAUCCAAGUUGGAAGAAGAACUUGAAAACACUAUAUGAUCAUAAGCGCCGAAAUGUACCAGUAUCAGAAACUUGGAGAUUGUUGAGUACAGAAGACUCUGAAGUCGUGCGUCGAUGGAUCAAGAGUAUACUAAGUUCUCCUCGCACCGACCCCCCUCCUUCUGCACGAUGGCGGCGUCUUUGCCGAACUGAAGCUGCAAGGCGAUGGCCGAUUAUGAUAUUAUGGCUUCUUCUACAUUCCCCGACACAAGCCUUGCGCUUUUUAGAGGCGACGACAACCCGGUUUUCUCCUUCCUUUCCCAUGGUUGCAGACUGUUUUAUCUUUCUUGAAAGAUUUCAUGUUGCGGAAUUCCAGGACUCCCCAAAACUGAAAAGCAGAUAUACUCGUACUCUACAGCACUGCCUCCGCCCUGAAGUUUUCCCUUACUUGUCGAGAGACUCACAGACCGGGUUUCGGCUCUACCUCAAAUACUGCGAACACCAUAACCUCGUGAAGUGCUUCAACUAUGUUGUCAGAAACCAGAAGUUUCUCUCCCUGGAGACUUUGUUUUACUUCACUGACCUUUUUACUAAGAAUGGGGACAUUCCAGCAGCGUUAACUUCGCUACGCCUUCUUAUAACGCGAUUUGAAUCCCAAAAGCCUGUCAGGUAUCAGAAGAUUUCGGAUCGCUGCUGCAACCUUCUAAAGUUAGAUCGCUACACUCGUCAAGAUGAUGGUACCAUUUCCUUUGAUAUCUUGCCAAGGAUACUACGGAUGGGAGUGCAGCCUGAUUUGUCUAUUUUCAAUAUCGUGGUGUCUAAUGCUUUGAGAGCGGAUGACCUGGACACUGCGCUGCAGAUAGUUCAAUUGAUGGAAAACCAGGGGGUAACGCCCGACUCGUAUACUCACCUUUCAAUAUUGCACCAUGCUGUUCGCCUCAGGGACCACGAAAAGGUGGACCAUGUACUCAGCAAAAUUGCCAAAGUCGACUCUCUAUCCACACAACCACACCUUGUCAGCAAAACAUUGCACGCAAUGCUUCUGUUUCCCCAUAAUUCAAGCCCUGGCCGGAAAGGAUCAAUGGAAUCAUUUCAUAAAAUGCUUGACGUUUAUAAGAAGUCGCAUCAAAUACAACCACUAGUUGAUCUAGGGCUUAUACCACGCAGCCAGAAUGAUGAACUGCUUUCAGCAAGCAAAUCUCCACCUUCGAGUCAGGCUCUUAAUAUUAUGAUCACCGCACACCUAAGGACGCGGCCUCGCGCUGACGAAAUUUGGAGAUACUUUACACGAUUCCAAGCAUUGGUGGCCAGCGGACACGCCAUGAUCACGCCUCUAAUUUCAACAGAUUACGUCUUUAACAGCUUUCUCAUGGCACUUCGCUUUGAACCUCAAAUGAUAUAUAAAUGUUUCAAGAUUCUGAAUUACAUGCUUCAGCCUCUACCUGAAGUAGCUGUUCAAACGAUGAAAGCCCAUCACAGCGGUCCAGUUCCGGUCCGGCCCGCUCAACCAUCGCAACGAACAUGGACAAUCUUACUGAACACGUUAAUUUCUCAUAAUCAAAUGCAGGCUGCGGAGAGUCUUUACAAAACGAUGAAAGAGCGCGGGGUGGAGAUUAAUGAUGUUGCCUGGAACAUACUAAUCCGAGGAUAUGCUUGUAACCAAAUGGUCGAAGCAGCGGCUAAAGCACUCAAAGAGAUGGAGAGGCAGUCCUGGAGCCCCGAUGGCCAUACCGUUAAGGCUUUAGGUUUCAUUGAGAACCAAGAGUUGCUACGGACUCUCCUUGAUCGUUUAGACGCCAACGAGUCUGAGUUGGAGAAAUCUAAGCUUGCCACCAAGAAGUGAGAGAUGCUGAUGUAUAGAUAGCGCUUUUUGAAUAGUACCCGGAUCUAGUCAAUAUUGUACUAUAGACAUAUUGCAUUAUACGACGCAAUAAAUAAUUGAAACGAAUAGAUGAUCAAUAUACAACGGGGCGUUCUUUGUAGUAUUCUCCUUUACCGUUUGCGCGAGUCAAAGUUUCGUAGAGAUUUAAGCAGGUUUCAUGAUUUGUCUAAAAGUUGCAGUUACUCCUUUUUCCUCGAACGCGCCAAUUACAAAAUAAGAGAACAUAAAAACAUAACCCCAUAAGAAGAUGCAAAAGUUGACUAGUUUCCGAAAAAGAGGGAUAUCUAAACCACAAUGGUCAGAAAUACCAUGUAACCUCGAUUCAAGGAAACACUUACAGCCAUGAUGAUGCAGCAAAUGCUAACAUAUGGACUUAAUCUCUCGCCCACCCUGGCGCAUUUCCAGAAUAUACCAAAGAACCUGUGGAAGUUAGCAAGAUCAUUACUAUUAGGAGUAAGCAUUCAUAUUACCCAUUCUGAUGGCGGUCCAUGAUUCCAGGCAUUAUGCUGUGCGCAUAAGUACUUGUACAGAUAAUCAGGAGAAUCACUAGUAGAAGUGAUUGGAAAUUGAAGAGGGCAGCCUGGGGGAUAUUGUCAGAUAAAAACGCCUUUUAAACUAGUAUAGAUUAUCCCGAAGGUUCCAGCAUACCAUGACUGUCCGGUAGAGCCUCUAUGUUCUAAGAAUUAAACUGCGUGCCGGCGAUGCAUUACUUGUCUGCGCCUGCUGCGCUCAACAAGAAAGUCGACAGUGGCUGAAGUGGUGGUCACGUGGCAAACAUUAGACGCGCGCUUGUCGAGCAAGCGCUUUGUCGCUUCUCGACUUCGUCUUGAUCACUCACCAUCGGCAACAUCAACAACACAGAGAGCAGCUUUGCUCGGAAGACUUCGG
This is a messenger RNA of Trichophyton rubrum CBS 118892, 3333 nucleotides long. RefSeq lists its product as uncharacterized. The transcript has a single exon. Bases 1 to 2406 code for a protein of 801 amino acids. Lineage: Eukaryota; Fungi; Ascomycota; Eurotiomycetes; Onygenales; Arthrodermataceae. Gene Ontology annotation, molecular function: protein binding. The record is from RefSeq and is a predicted model, not a curated record.